AUGCGGAUUGUUCCGUCGUUAUUCUUUCUCUCGACGAUAUCAGCGGUUGAAAAAGAAGAAAUCGCAGUAACAUGCGGCCAGAAAAAGAUCGAAGUCCGUCUGCAAAAGGAAUAUCUUCUGAAAAACAAGGUCAACGUCCAGAACCGCGAGCAGCUCCACAUGGGCGACAACACAGCUUGUAUCCCGAUCGAAGAAGAAGAUGCUUACAAAUUCGUGAUCUUCGCUCCCUUCGAUUCCUGUUUCACAAAAGUCGAGCACGAAACUGAAGAUUACGUCUUUUCCAACGAAAUUUAUUUCAAUAACACGAGACAAGCAACUCAAGUUUUCAAAUGGAGAUGCAUCUACGAAGAUAAAUACACAGUUUCUUACGAACACGCGAUUACACCAAUCAAGAGAACGCUUUCCUUCACGACUGAAAAGGGUCAAUUUGAUGUUGACAUGCGAGUCUACCAGGAUGAUCAAUACACUUCCGAGAUUUCGGAGCGAACCCCAAUCCGCUUGAACACCCCCGUCUACGUCUCCCUCAAUCUGGACCGCCCCUUCGCCUUCCCGGAAAUCGUCCUAACAGUGAAAAACUGCUUCGCCACUGACCAGACUGACCCUUCUUCGGAAACUGCGAAUUGGUACUCGCUCAUCUCUGGAAUGUGCGUCCAGCCCAACGACCCCUCCAUCGUCCUCCUCGAAAACGGCGUCGGCAACAAUGCCCGCUUCAAGUUCAACAUGUUCAAAUGGAAGACCCGAACUAGCUACAUCUACAUGCACUGCGAAGUCUACUUGUGCGACUCCGACAAGGAAGAAUGCUACAAUGAGGAUGCCGUCUGCUCUGGAACCGAUCGUGUCCGACGUAAUGCCGAGCUCGGCCCCAACGAUGAAGAAGUCGUCACUGAAUUCAAACCAACCUUCAUGUCCAAGGGUCCAAUCAUCAUCGACGACGACAUCAUCGAUUCCGUCGGCAAGGCUGAAAUCAACAAGCUCGAGAUCGACUUUAUGACUGAUAACGAAUUCCUCCGACUGUACAUCAUCGUCACCAUUUGCACCGUCCUCGCUUUUGUUGGAAUCUUGAUCGGAAUCAUCGCUGUUGUCAUCAGAAGACGAGCUCAGCAGCAGAAAGAACUUUUUGUUUCUAACUAA
Messenger RNA from Oikopleura dioica, 1131 nucleotides. NCBI's taxonomy places the organism in Eukaryota, Metazoa, Chordata, Appendicularia, Copelata, Oikopleuridae. The record is from the annotation of a GenBank genome assembly.